Nanorana parkeri is the source of this 1621-nucleotide messenger RNA. RefSeq names its product katanin catalytic subunit A1 like 1 (gene KATNAL1). The transcript is spliced from 11 exons. Gene Ontology annotation, molecular function: microtubule binding; ATP hydrolysis activity; ATP binding. Gene Ontology annotation, cellular component: microtubule; microtubule cytoskeleton. The record is from RefSeq and is a predicted model, not a curated record. NCBI's taxonomy places the organism in Eukaryota, Metazoa, Chordata, Amphibia, Anura, Dicroglossidae. Gene Ontology annotation, biological process: microtubule severing. Bases 74 to 1543 code for a protein of 489 amino acids.
ACGCUUCAUUUAUCCCUAUUGUAGUGGUUCUAGUGGAUGAGCAGACGGGGCUGCACUGAGGAGACUCUCAAGAAUGAAUCUGGCUGAGAUGUGCGAUAAUGCUAAAAAGGGGCGAGAAUAUGCGCUGCUUGGAAAUUAUGACUCUUCCAUGGUUUAUUACCAGGGAGUAAUCCAGCAAAUUCAAAAACACUUCCAGAAUAUUAGGGAUCCGGUGGUGAAGACCAAGUGGCAGCAAGUGUGCCAGGAGUUAGUGGAAGAGUAUGAACAAGUGAAAACUAUUGUAAAUACUUUAGAAUCCUUUAAAAUUGAAAAGCCGGCAGAUUUCCCUGUUGCUUUACAAGAUGAACCGGCGAGGGACCCGGCUGUCUGGCCUCCUCCAGUGCCAGCAGAACACAGGGCUCCUCCACAAGUUAGAAGACCCAACAGAGAUUUAAAACCUUUGCGGAAGGAGUCUCCGGCAAUACAGGCUCAUGGACCAGUGGGCAGGGCUCAUCCUAUUUCAAAGAAUGAGAGGCCCUCAAACCGAGACAGGGAUGUGCGAGGCAGGGCGAAAGAUGACAAGAGUCGGAAAAAUCAGCAAGACGCAGGUGGAGAGGGUGAAAUGAAGAAGUUUGAUGGUACUGGAUAUGACAAGGAUCUGGUUGACGCUUUAGAAAGGGACAUUAUUUCCAGGAAUCCCAACAUUCACUGGGAAGAUAUUGCUGAUCUCGAGGAAGCAAAGAAACUAUUAAGAGAAGCUGUAGUCCUUCCCAUGUGGAUGCCUGACUUCUUCAAGGGUAUCAGAAGACCCUGGCGGGGCGUUCUAAUGGUUGGGCCGCCUGGAACCGGCAAAACAAUGCUGGCUAAAGCUGUAGCCACAGAAUGUGGAACGACAUUUUUCAAUGUUUCUUCUUCAACUUUAACUUCCAAGUACAGAGGGGAGUCUGAAAAGCUGGUCCGCUUAUUAUUUGAAAUGGCAAGAUUUUAUGCACCCACUACUAUUUUCAUUGAUGAAAUUGACUCGAUUUGCAGCCGUAGAGGAACAUCUGAUGAACAUGAGGCCAGUCGGAGAGUCAAGUCUGAGCUGCUCAUUCAGAUGGAUGGUGUUGGAGGUGCUCUGGAAAAUGAUGAUCCAUUGAAAAUGGUGAUGGUUCUAGCGGCUACCAAUUUUCCAUGGGACAUUGAUGAGGCUUUACGAAGGAGAUUAGAGAAACGGAUAUAUAUACCCUUACCUACAGCUUCUGGAAGAGCUGAACUGCUGAAGAUAAACUUGCGAGAAGUUGAGUUGGAGUCUGGAGUAGAUUUGGAUAUCAUUGCUGAGAAAAUCGAGGGCUAUUCUGGCGCUGAUAUAACUAAUGUUUGCAGGGAUGCCUCCAUGAUGGCCAUGCGUCGAAGAAUCCAGGGUUUGACUCCAGAACAGAUCCGUGCACUGCCAAAGGAUGAGCUACAGAUGCCUGUUACAAUGACAGACUUUAAUUUGGCAUUAAAGAAAGUUUCAAAAUCUGUUUCUGCUGCAGAUCUAGAGAAAUAUGAGAAAUGGAUGAGCGAAUUUGGCUCUGCUUAGUAAAUGUGAUAAUUGGUGUGACUUUAAUAACUCUGGUACAUUGUGCAGGUUUUAUUUCACCUCCUCUAUUGGCUCAUA